Daucus carota subsp. sativus is the source of this 2869-nucleotide messenger RNA. Its product is annotated as protein phosphatase 2C 29. Lineage: Eukaryota; Viridiplantae; Streptophyta; Magnoliopsida; Apiales; Apiaceae. The coding region runs from base 146 to 2464 and encodes 772 amino acids. Gene Ontology annotation, molecular function: protein serine/threonine phosphatase activity. The transcript has 4 exons. The record is from RefSeq and is a predicted model, not a curated record. Gene Ontology annotation, biological process: protein dephosphorylation.
AACACACUUUCUCUCUCUAUCUCCAUCUUCCCUUUUACUUUCAUCAACUCUUCUUACAUUGUACUAGAAACAUAUUACAAAACACAAACUCAAACUCAAACUCACUCUAUAUAUCAAACAUACACACACAGAUACAUAUAAUGCGAUGGGAAGUGGAUUCUCGCAGCUCUUUCCUUGUAUCAACCCGAACCGGAACGAACCGGAGCUAAAUUUAACCGAGCCGCUAGACGAAACAUUGGGGCAUUCUUUUUGCUAUGUUCGUUCGUCGGCUCGCUUUGUUUCGCCAACUCAGUCUGAUCGGUUUAUUUCUCCUUCUCAGUCUUUUCGGCUCUCUCCUUCUCAUGAGCCGGUCCGGUCUAGACCGGCCGGUUCACAUGAAACCGGUUUCAAAGCCAUUUCUGGAGCUUCUGUAAGUGCCAACACUUCGACCCCCAGAACUGUCCUUCAACUUGAGAAUAUUUACGAUGAUGCCACUGAUUCUGUUGGGAAUGGUGUCAAGUCGAGUAUUGUUAAUGGGUUUGAGAGUACGGCGUCGUUCAGUUCACUGCCGCUGCAGCCUUUGCCGAGAGGUGGAAGUGAACCGGCGUCUGGGUUUUUUAUGUCCGGUCCGAUUGAGCGUGGGGCGAUGUCCGGUCCGAUUGAACCGGGUAGUGUUGGGGAUGGUGGAAAUGGUUCUAGGGUUCCCUUUUCUGCACCACUGGGUGGACUUUAUGUCAAGAAGAGGAGGAAGAAGGGUAUUAAUGGAAUUAAGAAAGCGUUUUCGAGGAAUUUUUCGACUAAAAAUAGGCCUUGGGUUGUGCCAGUUAGACACAAGGAAGAGUGUAAUAGUAAUAGUAAUGGGAAUGAGGGGUUGGAGAAUGUCAGGAGAGGGGAAUGUGAUGAUGUACAAUGGGCUUUAGGUAAAGCAGGGGAAGAUAGAGUUCAUGUAGUUGUUUCGGAGGAGCAUGGUUGGUUGUUUGUAGGGAUUUAUGAUGGUUUUAAUGGCCCGGAUGCGCCUGAGUUCUUGAUGGGAAAUUUGUAUAAGGCUGUUUUUCGAGAACUGGAAGGGUUGUUUUGGGAUUGCGUGGAAAGUGAAAAUGUGGAAGGGUUGGGAAAUGGGGAUGGUUUAAGUGGGAAUGUUGGGGAAGAAUUGAUGAUUGGGAAAGAUUUGGGUGUGAACACCGGGGGUGAUAAUAGGACUGUUGCUGAGGGUGAUAAUGUUAAUGUUGCGGUGAAGAAGGUAACUUUUGAGUCUGAUGAGGUUGUGGUUAGGAGGAAGAGAUUAUGGGAGUUUUUAGCUGAGGAGGAUCCAGAAGAUGGGCUUGAUCUUUCAGGCUCGGAGAGAUUUGCGUUUUCUGUUGAUGAUGCACUUAGUGUGAGCAAUGCUGGGUCGGGGGUUAGUAAACGGUCGUUGCUGUUGUCGAGAUUGAAAAGUGGGCUGAUUAGGAAUAAGGAUAGUGGGAAGUUGUUUUCUUGGAGAUUUGGAUUGGAGGGUAAAGGAGGGAAGGGGGAAUCAGAGGAGAAUGUUAGAAUGGGUGAGGAGAGAAGUGGGGUUACAAGAAGUGGGAGAAAACGGAAGGUGGGUCCUGUUGAUCAUGAGUUGGUUUUAAGGGCAUUGUCGAGAGCUCUUGAAAAGACUGAGGUUGCCUAUUUGGAAAUGACUCACAAGGUUCUUGACAGGUAUCCAGAGCUUGCGUUGAUGGGUUCUUGUUUAUUGGUUGUGCUGAUGAGGGAUGAGGAUGUGUAUGUAAUGAAUUUGGGAGAUAGUAGAGCUAUUGUGGCACAUUAUGAAUCUCAAGAAGGUUCAAGUACAGAACCAAAGGGUCCGGGUGAUAGUGAGUCAGCUGCAGAAGAUAUAGUUGAGGAGUCCAUAGGUGGCAGUAUGAGGGCAAAAGAGAUGUCAAAUGAGGUUGCUGCUGAAGCUCUGAGAUUGACUGCACUACAGUUGUCUACCGAUCAUAGCACAAGCAUUGAAGAAGAAGUUAUAAGGAUUAAGAAUGAACAUCCGGAUGAUAAGAAUUGCAUCGUCAAUGAUAGGGUGAAAGGUCGUCUUAAAGUUACCCGUGCAUUUGGAGCUGGAUUUCUGAAACAGCCCGAGUUGAAUGAUGCUCUUUUGGAAAUGUUUCGGAAUGAAUAUAUUGGUACUGUACCAUAUCUAUCAUGUUCUCCUUCUCUGUGUCAUCACAAGCUCCGUACACCAGAUCAGUUUCUAGUGCUCUCAUCUGAUGGCCUCUAUCAGUACUUGACCAAUCAGGAAGUGGUUUCUCAUGUCGAAUGUUUCAUCGAGAAGUUUCCGGAAGGGGACCCUGCUCAGCACCUAAUAGAAGAGCUGCUUAUUCGUGCAGCCAAAAAAGCUGGAAUGGAUUUGCAUGAAUUAUUGGACAUACCACAAGGAGAUCGUAGAAAGUAUCAUGAUGAUGUUACUGUUAUGGUGAUAUCGCUUGAAGGUGGAAGAAUCUGGAAGUCUUCGGGAAAAUACCUGUAAGAUUCUGAGCAUGAAACUCUUAUACUGAAAAAGCUCCGCAUAUCCACCAGUGCUGCACACCGUUGUGGGAGCUCUUCAGUUUUCUUGGAUCUGUAACCAUGCAUCAUGAUGGUCAAAAUUAACCUGUUCAACCCAGAUUCCAAAAAUUAAAAAAAAAAUAGUUUCUGAAUGGAAAAACAGAUUUUUUGUAGUUGGGAGUUAUUGGUUUCUGAAACUGACUAGGAACUAAGAACACAAAGAAAAGCUGAGAUCAUUUUCUCUUUAGAGUUGAUAUAGGCAGAGAAAUUUUCUCAUAUUUUUAUUUUCACAGCCGAAACAGGCUUGUAAUUUGGUGGGGGUGUUAAUAUCUUUACAAAAGUUUAGCAUUUUCACAUGACGAUGAAAAUCUCUGAAUUUGAUAGCGAA